This is a messenger RNA of Psylliodes chrysocephalus, 864 nucleotides long. NCBI's taxonomy places the organism in Eukaryota, Metazoa, Arthropoda, Insecta, Coleoptera, Chrysomelidae. The record is from the annotation of a GenBank genome assembly.
AUGAAUAAAUGUAAAAGGUGUGGAAAUUCGGUUACUACUGGUCCGAAAUGUAUUAUUUGUGGUGUAAUGUCGCACAAUAGCUGUCUAAAGAUGCUAAGAAAUGCGAUUAUCAUAGAUAACAAAACGUCAAAUUGUUGCAAUACGGACUCAGUUGAAACACCUACGAACAUUUUGGAAAAUAUAUCGGUAAAUGAAUCUGUUAAUGAGGUUAAACUUAAAUAUUUGGAGGAAAUACUUAAACAAAAGGAUUUGGUAAUUGAGAAUCAAAAGAUUGCAAUAGGUGCUCUGCAGGAACAAAUAACUUAUCUAAAAGUAUCUAAUACUCUUGAUCCCAAACGUCAAACUCCUGAUGUUACGACUCAACUUUCUACUAACAAUUCAAAUGGCAAAAAUAUGGUUAAAAUAUCUACUCGGGACGUAUCGCAAGCUGUUCACAAUGCUCACGCUCGCGUUAUAUGUGACAAAUAUGUGAAUGAGAAUACAAACUUGCAACAACUUGAAACUGAUAAUGCCAACCACAAUUAUUAUACUUCAGGUAGAGUUGGAAGAAGAAACCGAAAUUUGAUCAUGGGUAAUGCAAAUACGACAAACUGUUCUUUAAAAGCUGCUAUUCGUACAGUUUACAAACAUCUGCACGUGACCAACAUGGAUCCAGCGACAUCACAGGAGGAAUUGCUAUCUUACUUACAAGGUGUAAUACCGUCAGUCAAGGUGGAAAAACUGAAUUCCCGUUUCCCCGAUGAUUACGCUUCUUUUAAAGUAUCGGCACCUAUCAACGAACAUCAACAGCUACUAGUACCAGAAAUAUGGCCGGACAAAGUCAAAGUCAACUACUUACCGAUUAUUGAAAUAAUACCGCAAUAA